AUGGCUCUUCCUCACUGGCUCCUCACUUCUGUGCUCUUUCUGCUGCCCUUCAUAACACAUGUUUCAGCACAGCAACAAGGAUGUUCCGUUGAUAAUAGCAAACCAAGCGUUUAUGAAAAUAACCCUCCUGGCUAUGUGGUGACCACUAUCCAUGUGGAACCAGGCUACACUGUGAUGAUUGAUCCUAAUUCCCCUGAUGUCAGUUUUUUCACUAUACAGGGGUCUGAGCUGCAGCUGAACCAAAGUGUGGACUAUGAGAAGGACACCUUGCUGCUGGUGUCCCUGAUCUGCCAGAACGAUGCUGGGCAGAGUGAUUAUUUGAACAUUUUUGUGACCAUUCUCAACAUGAACGAUAACAGCCCAGUGUUUAAGGAAACGAAUCUCACCAGAGUUAUUCCUGAGGAUACAAAGGUGAAUACAACCAUUGUAGCUCGUGAAGAUUUGCGUGCUAGUGAUGCUGACCUGGACACCAUCUUUUAUGAACUCUCAACAACAGUGCUGGGCACAGACGGUUAUUUUGCCAUAAAAGGAGUUAAUAACCCAGAAAUUUAUUUACAAAAAGCAUUGGACUACGAGAAAUUUAAAUUGACAACGUUGGUCUUGUAUGCAAGGGACAGGCCUGUGGGCAGCAACGACGCCACCAACACAGCUACCGCAACGAUAAACGUGUUUAUUGAACAAGCUGACACCAAAUCACCCUGGUUCCUGCCCUGUACUUUCAUUAACACGGACCACAGCAUUUGCAUCAGCAGCCCCUAUAUUGGGAGGGUCAAUAUCUCCGAGAUGUCGACGGAACCACUCACCCUAGAGCCGGGGCCAAUCUACGCUAUUGAUCCUGACUACACUUUAAAUGAAAAAAUCGUGUACAGUAUUGUUGGUGGGAAUACAGACAAAGUAUUCUCCGUGGAUGCAGACACCGGGAAUCUAACUAUGAACAAAGCAGCGACCUCCCCGGACCGUUAUCUGUUGCAAGUCAUGGCCACCCAGGUCAACAACAUACAGAAAUACUCCAUAGUCAGUGUAGAGAUUAAGGUCAUCAAUAAAAGUGAUUUUGCACCAUACUUUGAGAGCAGGAUCUACAACGGGACAGUACUUGUUGGUCUGGCCCCAAGAAGCUUUGUAUUCCAAGCUGGUGAGACUUCAAGACCCCUAAUGAUAACAGCAGCGGAUGAUGAUUUCCCGAAUAAAGUCAACCCAAACAUUGAGUACUACAUAAAAAACAGCACGGAUUUCAUUGCAACCAGAGAUGGACUCAUCCUGACAAACGUGAUGCUGCAGACACCGGGAACUGUAACCAUCGAGGCUGUUGGAAAAGACACGGUGAGUCUGCAGGAGGCAAGCACUGUAAUCGUGGUGGAGGUCAUCCUUGCCACAGCUGUAACCUCCUCUGAUAAGAUACACACUGCUCAGGACAUGGCUAUCUUAGGUGGUACAUUAGCAGCACUGCUAUUAAUUGCCUUAGCCUUCCUUGGCGUGAUGAUAUACAAACAGUAUGGAAAACCAGUCAAACACAUGGUAAGGAAAAAGUUCUGCAAGGACAUCUCUGGGGGUUACCAGAACCAAUCUGACGAGCAAGAUGAACACCCAGACAUGAGCACCAAACAGCAUGAGACGUCAGAAAACAGCAGUGUCCAGUCGAUGACACAUGCGCUAGAGCAGCCAGCACUUCCCUUGCCCUCUUCCAAUGCAGAAGAAAUUGAUAGCCUCCGAGAGGCUUCUAGAGCUUCCACCAUCAUCUUUGACCAGGAAGAGAAAGAGGAAGAAGUGGAAGAAAAGACUGAGCAUGAGAAAGAAGUGAAGUCUAUCCUCAAGACAGACAGGCAUGUGCCAGAUGAUGGCUACAAAGCUGUGUGGUUUAAGACUGAUGUGGAUCCAGAUGGAGAGAGGGUUCAAGUGAUAGAGGACAAUGCAGCACAUGGCGAUGAUGACAGUGACGAAGAUCUGCAGAAGAACGAGGAGGAGGAAGAUUAUGACAAGGACGAUCACCACAGAGGGCUGGGAAUGUCCUUUGCUUCAGAGAGCUCAUCACUCCCAGAUGCAGAAAUGACAGUCAACAUGUCUCACACAGAUGCAGUGACAGAAGAGGACACUGACAUAUAA
Molecule: messenger RNA, 2100 nt
Organism: Leptosomus discolor (cuckoo roller)
Lineage: Eukaryota; Metazoa; Chordata; Aves; Leptosomiformes; Leptosomidae
Source: RefSeq, a predicted model, not a curated record